AAUCUGAAAAAAGAAAUGUAUCUCAACGUUUAUUUCACGUUUCUGUUGCUGGGUCUGGCGAUAGCUCAAGCUUCACCAACGGAGAAGAAAGAAGAAUCAAGGGGAGAAGGAUUGAAAGGGGAGGAACCGAAGAUCGAACAGACUGGUGAAGACGUGGACAGAUCUAAGAAGUCGGUGUUUCCUCACAAGAUAACAGGGGUACAACACAUUCAGAGAGUCUCGAAUAAUGUUCAAACCCUGAACAUACAGCCGGAUGUAAAGUCUACCAAUAUUCAGUUUCCACAACCUGUUCAAACUGUGAACAUUCAAGAACGGCAAUCUGCUCAAAUCAACAUCCAACCAGCUGUUCAAACUCUCAACAUCCAGCCAGCUUCUCAGACUGUUCAAACUUUGAGCGUUCGGGGCCCACAAUCUGUCCAAACUUUGAGCAUCCAAAGUCCACAACCCGUUCAAACUCUCAACGUUCAAGGCCCACCGACUGUUCAAACGCUCGGCAUCCAACCAAGUUUACAAAGAGUCCAAACUUUGAGCAUACAAGCCCCACCACAAUCCGUUCAAACUCUCAAUAUUCAGCCAGGAUCCCAAGCAAUCUUGAACGUGAUUCCACGUGGUCAGACCAGUGCCAAUGUGAUUGCAUUUGGCCCUCAUUCAUCCAAGACCGUGCAAGUGUUCCAGCAGACGCAUCCUGGCUCUCAAACCAACGUGAACAUCGUCCAACCUUUGUUGAAAGAGCCAGUAGUGGAGAAGGUCACUCGUGUGGAGAAAAUCGUGGAGAAUGUUCCAGAAAGUGUGGUUGUUUCAGAGGUGGAGAAGGAGAUCGUGACACCAGUUUUCACAGAACAAGUUGUUUAUCCUCAAUAUUCCAGUGUCGUUGUCUCAGAACCUGAAACCAUGGCUGCCUACAUCAAGUAUCCUUUCUUCAAGUAUGGGAAACCGAAAAUCAUCUCUACCGUGAAGUCUAAAUUGUUGGUUGAACAUCCUCAAAAAGUAAUGGAAGUCAAGGAACACGCUCUGUUGCAUAUAUAAAGAGUGCUACAUAAUAACGUAGCAACAGACCUAGUCACCGACAAGAAAUGUAAAUCAAAAUUUUUGACCAAUAU
Apis florea (little honeybee) is the source of this 1100-nucleotide messenger RNA. RefSeq lists its product as uncharacterized. The record is from RefSeq and is a predicted model, not a curated record. NCBI's taxonomy places the organism in Eukaryota, Metazoa, Arthropoda, Insecta, Hymenoptera, Apidae.